GCGGCGGCAGAGCCGCUGGUCUCCUGUGACGUCACAACUCUCUGCUUUGCAGUUCUGCAGCCACCGAGCUUGCCUUCCCAGCUCCGGAGCUGCAACCCUCCGCCUAGGUGCACGGCAACUCUCUCGGUGCACGCUUUGCAACUACGCACCUGGAAACAUGGCGGAGCAGUCCGAGAGCGGGGGUCUCCGCAGCCCCCAGGCCGAGGGAUCGGCGGGGGGCAGCCGUGACGGUGAGCCCCAGAUCUUGAGCGCCUCCCAGGAGCUCGCGAGGGCUCGGGCCAAAGCCCUUGCAAGGGAGCGCAGGGUCCUUCGCCUCCUGGAUCGCACGGUGGCCACGCUGGUGAGGUUUCUGCUGCUGAGGCACCAGAAAAAGACCCCCAUCACUCGCGAGGAGAUGAUGAAAUGCGUGGGGGAAGACCUGAAGCGUCUGUUCCCCGAGAUCGUAGCCAAGGCCUCGAUGAACCUGCGGUACGUCUUUGGUUUCGAGCUCAAAAUGCACGAUCUCAAGAGCCACACUUACAUCCUGGUCAACAAAAUCGGAUCUCUGUUGGAAGAUGAGGAGGAGGAGUUGAUGAAUCUGGGAGUCGAUGGCCCCAUCUUGGGUCUCUUAAUGAUGAUCUUGGGCCUUAUCUUCAUGAAAGGUAAUAGAGUCAGGGAGUCCCAGGUAUGGCAGUUGCUGCGUCGCCUGGGGCUGCCACCCACAAAGUAUCACUCCCUCUUUGGGUACCCCAAGAGGCUUAUCAUGGAAGAUUUCGUGCACCAGCAAUUCCUCACUUACAGGUGGGUGCCUAACAGCUGCCCACCGGAAUGUGAAUUUUCCUGGGGUCCCCGAAGCAACCUUGAAAUCAGCAAGAUGAAAAUCCUAAGGUUCGUGGCCAAGCUGCAUAAGAAACAACUUCAGCACUGGCCCGUUCAAUACCAAGAGGCCCUGGCGGAUGAGGCUGAGAAGGAAAGAGCCAAGGCUCAGGGCCAGAGCCAGCCUAGUCUUAGGAUCAAGACCAGGGCAAGGGCCAGCGUUCACUCCUGGGUAGGUGGGUGGAAAAGUCUCCCGAGGGCCUGAUAGAGUGUCUAGCCAUUAUCUUAGAAACAAUCAUUCUGGGGGAGGUGGGAGGGGUGAAUGGUUAUUCUGUCGCAGUUGUAAUUGUCUAACUAGAGUGUAGGUUUUGUAUCUUGCAUUAUUUACUAUACUGUAAAAUUGUUUAUACAUGAGUUCGGUCUACUUUUAUAGGUAGGGUUUCAUUGUAAUCUUUGCUGAUUUUGUAAAAUGAAUUGGAAAACGUUGCCAUUUAUUCUGUAUUAUUUUGUAAUCCUACAGAUGCCAUGCUGCAUUGUAAUGUUAUGCUUUGAGGGUGCUCAGAAGUAUGA
This is a messenger RNA of Suncus etruscus (white-toothed pygmy shrew), 1365 nucleotides long. It is a transcript of the gene MAGEF1, whose product is annotated as MAGE family member F1. Gene Ontology annotation, biological process: negative regulation of transcription by RNA polymerase II. Lineage: Eukaryota; Metazoa; Chordata; Mammalia; Eulipotyphla; Soricidae. Gene Ontology annotation, cellular component: nucleus. The record is from RefSeq and is a predicted model, not a curated record. The transcript has a single exon. Bases 158 to 1060 code for a protein of 300 amino acids.